This is a messenger RNA of Zonotrichia albicollis (white-throated sparrow), 1294 nucleotides long. Its product is annotated as olfactory receptor 10A5-like. Gene Ontology annotation, molecular function: G protein-coupled receptor activity; olfactory receptor activity. The record is from RefSeq and is a predicted model, not a curated record. NCBI's taxonomy places the organism in Eukaryota, Metazoa, Chordata, Aves, Passeriformes, Passerellidae. Gene Ontology annotation, biological process: G protein-coupled receptor signaling pathway. Gene Ontology annotation, cellular component: membrane.
UGGGUGUCUCAGUUUUCACCGGGGCGUUCCCUGGGAGCAGCUGGGAGCACAGACCUGACAUCUGGGGGGAAAGCAGAUCCUCAGCAUUAACCCUGCACCCAUGAUGGAGCCACCCCUUCAGUGCCAGCUCCUCUUGGUCAAAGGCUUGGGGACACCACCAAACAAUGACACUUGGAGGGCGCUGGCACCACACACUUCCAGCCACUGCCUUCUCAGUGUGCUCAGCCCAGCCUGCUCUAGACUUCCACCCUUUGAUCCAGCAGCUCUCCAGGCAGCCCCAGGAGGCUGCUCCUGGUUGGAAGCAGUGUGAUCCUGGUCUGACAGUCUCUCUGAUUCCUCCCAGAUGGAGCCAGCAGAGGAACAAGAUGCAGGAAACCACACCCUGCUGGGUGGAUUCAUCCUCUCUGGGUUGUCCAGCCGCCCAGAACUCCAGCACCUGCUGUUCUUCACAAUCUGCUUCGUUUACAGCAUGACUCUCAUCGGGAACCUCCUCAUCUGCAUGGCCACAGCUCACCCCACCCUCCACACGCCCAUGUAUUUCUUCCUCCGCGUCCUGUCCAUCCUGGAUAUUUCCACAGCCUCAGUGGUGGUCCCCAAGAUGCUGGUGAGCACCCUGUCAGAGGACAGGAGCAUCUCCUACCUGGGCUGUGUCACACAGCUCUACUGUGUGGUUUUCUUGGCGUCCACUGAGUGGUACCUGCUGGCAGCCAUGGCCUACGACCGCUACGUGGCCGUGUGCCGCCCGCUGAGGUACCCGGCCAUCAUGAGCACCAGGGCUUGCCUCUCCAUGGUGCUGCUCUGCUGCUGCAGUGGCCAGGUGGUGUCGGUGGUGCAGACAGCCUGGGUGUUCACCCUGCCCUUCUGUGGGCCCAGGAGCAUCAACUACUUCUUCUGUGACAUCCCGCCGCUGGUGCUGCUCUCGUGCGCGGACACGUCGCGCUACGAGCGCCAGCUGAUCUCGGCCACCGUGCUCGUCAUCUUCACGCCCUUCUGCCUCAUCCUGCUGUCCUACACCUGCAUCGUCUCCAGCAUCCUGAGGAUCUCCUCUGCAGAGGGCAGGCACAAGACCUUCUCCACCUGUUCCUCGCACCUUACCGUGGUAACGUUGUACUGCGCCAGCGGGACUUUGAUUUACUUGCAGCCAAAAUCCAGUGAUUCACAGGAGGCUAAGAAAGUCCUGGCUCUCAUAUAUACAGCUGUAAUUCCCACUUUAAACCCCCUCAUUUACAGCCUGAGAAAUAAAGAAGUCAAAGAAGUACUAAUCAGGGGGAUGGCUGUGUUGAUGAAGAAAUAA